CCGAUGGAAUCCGAAACGGAGAAGGAGCGCCAGGACCAAAGAGGGGAAGAGAGAACUAUGAUUCCCGGCAUGCCGGCACACAUCGCCUCUUGAAGUCAAGCGGAGGGGGCGGAGUUAUGGAAUUCCUCCUCCUUCCUGUGCCCCGCCCCCCUUCACGAUUCGUCCUGACCUCUGACUCAGGCUCGCACAGACUGGGGAAACGAGCCAUGGAGGACCGAUCGUUGCAGUGUUUGGGUGGCAACAAACCGCACCUGGAGAAACUAACUCUGGGGGUCGCCCGUAUCCUGGAAGCUUCCCCAGGGGUGACUGGUGUGUCAGUUGUGGAACGGGAACCUGCUGAUAUUGGAAUGAUUACUGCAUGGGAACAAGAAAAUGAUUGUGUACUGCCAGAGGAUUUGAAGAAUUUUUACCUGAUGACAAAUGGCUUCCACAUGUUGUGGAAUGUGAAACUAGAUAAUUAUCCCAUCCCAUUGGGCAGCCUGAUGAUUAACAGCAUCAUGAAAUUGAACCAGCUCCACCAGACCUCUGUUUAUUUGCUUCCCAAUUCACCAAGUCUUGUGGACCUGGAGGAAGAUGAGGAUGAAGAGUUGGUAGCUAAUGGAGACGAGCCAGAGAAGCCACACUUUGACUCUAGAAAUAGGAUUUUUGAACUGGAUUCCUGCAAUGGAAACGGGAAAGUCUGCCUUGUUUAUAAAAAAGAUAAACCAGCACCCCAGGAUGCUGAGAUCUGGUUUCUGGACAGAGCUUUAUACUGGCAUUUUCUCAGUGACUCCUUUACUACCUACUAUCGCCUACUGAUCACUCAUCUGGGCCUCCCCCAGUGGCAGUAUGCCUUCACCAGCUAUGGCAUUAGCCCACAGGCCAGGCAAUGGUUCAACAUGUACAAACCUAUCACCUACAACACAACUGUUUCUGCUGAAGACGACUGCACCUUCUUGAACAAGCUGGACCCGAGCAAGGUGUUUAAGAGCAAGAGCAAGACCUUAGUCUCUAAAAAACGGUCAUCUCUACAGAACUCAAGCUCCCAGAGAGGUUCAUCAGCUUCUCCAGUCAUCAAGCCAUCGCCCCUCCCUGGAAACCCCAUCCGGAAAUAAGCAUUCUCCACCCCCACCCCCAGGUUCUCCAGGCCUUAUGACUCCCCAAGAAUGAAUGCAUGACCCCAGAACCAAGAUGGUGUUGGUGGUGUGGCUCUCACUGGCUGUGAAAAGAUCAAGAGAUUUGAGCAAAAUCAAAAGGAUUUUUUCAUCAGUACUGGAGUUCACGCUAAGAAUCAGAGACUGGGUUCUAUCCCUAGGCCUCUGAGUUUACAAUACAGCAAGUGGAAUCAUUACAUUGUUCCUGCCACCUAAACUCAAUUUUGGUUCUUGUUGGGCAGGAGGAAACAUCUUUUGAAACCCAGCAUUUCCCCUUCACUCUCCAUGCCCCAUCAUACACACACAGGACCACGUACUGCCUUAAACCAGCAAGCAAUAAAGUACACUCCGAGUCAGAGUAUCCCCUGACAGUUAAGAUCCUGUCGUCAGGUACUGAUGAUGCCUUGAGUGUCUUAAUGUUCUCCUUCCAUGAAAAACCUACUGUAAGGACAUUUGUGCUUUCCUUGUAGCAAUUACCUCCAAAACAUCUAAUUUUACUCUUUGCUGCUUUGUUUGCCUUCCAGCUGUUUUGUCAAAUUUCUCUCCAGUUGCCAAUGUUAUAUUUUCUUCUGAGCUUUUUAAAGAGGAGGCAGCACUGCUAUACUUUCUUUUAGUGGCUGCCUUAAAUCCACCUCAGACUAUGUUUUGUACGACUACAUGUGAGAAAUGAUGAUGAAAACAGUAAUUAUUGAUUACUGUGUCACUGAUGAUAUACCAUAUAAGAAUGUUGAGUUGCCAAAGCUACAAACUAGUACCAUCACAUCUUUAGUAUUGUGUGUUCUUUCCCCUAAGUUUGUUAAGUCAACAAAACCAUUCAAAUGAACAAACAAGAAUUAAAAAAAAUAAGUGUGAGUAAAACCACAAAACUCCAUUAUUUACAUCCGACUAUAAAAUGCUUAAUUUUUUUUUUUGUGGUGGUGGUGGGGGGAACUCCCUGGUGCUGAUUACAAUCUAUACCUGAUAGUCUUUCAGCAUUGUUGAAGGCACAAAGAAGUUAGGUGAUUUGUUUGUAGUUAAAGUGCAAUUAAGUGUUAGAACUGGGACUUGAACACAUGACUUCCUAACUCUAAGUCUAGCGAUGUAUCGCAUUGCCUCUUCAAAAGUAUAGUUAACAAAAAUGAACUAUUUGCUUCUGUGUUGCCUUCUGAACCCUUUCUCCAGUGUAUUUCUUCUGAAUUGCACUGUUUUGUAUUUAAAACAAACCGGUGAUAGUUAUGAUUUACAUUGUUCAAUUCCGCUUUCUUUGUUCUGUGUCGUUUUAUAAAAAUCUUUCCAUAUUUCUUUAUUCUUUAUGUGUUGUGUCAAAAGCUCCAUCUUGACACAAAGGAGCUGAGGUCUACCUACUUCUCUGGCUUAUUGCUCUCACUUAGAUAAUGUGUAAACUUAAACAUCAGACACCAAGAUGUAGUCCCCACCAACACCCUGUUCACACAUUAAAGCUCACAGAGCUCAAAAAAUGAACAGGUUUUACUACAGGCUAAAAGAAACAAACAGAACUAUCAAAACCCAAAGAAAGCAACAGUACUCACCAAUGAGGGAUGUUUACUGAGGCUUGUAAAGUCCCAAAACUUCCCUCAGUAGGGCUGUAGGAGGAGGCACCCAGGGAUUGUCCCUCCAUAUCAGUGCUUUCCCCCAAGCACCUCUGGUCAUGUAGCCUUGCCCUUGCUCCAAUUCCUGUCUCCAGUGGUUCUCAGCAGAUACUACCUUUAUUAUGUCUCCUUUUUCCAUCUUGUGUUAUUUUGCUCAUAACCCAUACCCCUUACAAACACUAGCAACUCUUAGCAGGGACUGGGUUUUCGUUUUUGUUUUUUGUUUUUUUUUUCAUUCCCAAGAGGUCAGUUCCCCAACUCCAGAAUCUUAGAUAGCCAAUGCUAUAACUAAAAAAUGUAGCCAGGGUUGCUGGUACUUCUGAGCCACCUUAUGUUCUGUGGUUCUUGGAGGCCUUAUGAGGGAUGUAGGGGAACCGACUUGCUUUCACACCUUACAAACAAGGUUUUCUACCCAAUUCUGUGUUGACAAUUUGAUGAACUACCUCCAGCUGGGAAGAACUCUUUUCCUCUGUGCCUCCAUUAGGUCAGGAUCUCUCUACAAUUGUCUUUCAUUCUGUCGUGAUUGGUCCUGGGGCAGCUGAGUUAAAUUAUUCAAAUUGCUGAAACAUCAGUAAUUUGAGAGGCAAUGCGAGCUGUGUACCUCCUCAGGCAUUGUUAGGCCCCAUUACAUUCAUAUUUCUUAUAGCUCAUUAAUAUUCAAUAACAAUGUUGCUAUAUGGAUAUAUGUAAAUAUUUAUAGAUACAUCUUUUCCUUCCUUUUCAAUGUUAUCCUUAGGGAUCACUGGAUCAAAUGGUAUAAACACGUCUGCAGCUUUCUUGUAUAAUAUAUUCCUUUCUGAAAAGAUCACAUAAAUUUUCCACUCCACCUGAAAUGUAAUAAUGUGCUUGUCUCUCCACAUUCUUAUUAGCAUUGAAUUUUGCCACUUUUAAUUAACUUCACCAAAGAAAUGGACGUUAGUCAAUAUCUCAGUUAUUUUCCUUUAAAUUUAUCCAAUUAUUAGAAAUUUUGAGCAAUUUUCAAUUGGCAAUUGUGUUUCUUCUUUUAAGAACUGCCUGUUCAUAUCCUUUGACCUACUUGUCCAAGAAAUAGAUCUUAGUCUUAAUAAAUUUGAGUUAAUUCCUUAUAGUUUUGGAUGUCAGAGUUUUCUCAGAAGUGAUUAGUAAAUGAUUUCCCCU
Molecule: messenger RNA, 3859 nt
Organism: Phascolarctos cinereus (koala)
Lineage: Eukaryota; Metazoa; Chordata; Mammalia; Diprotodontia; Phascolarctidae
Gene: TPGS2
Product: tubulin polyglutamylase complex subunit 2
Biological process (GO): protein polyglutamylation
Source: RefSeq, a predicted model, not a curated record